CCUUUAACCAAACAAAUUUAAUAGAAAGUUGAAAGAUGUUCUAUGUUACUAUAGGAUCCACCUAAACUGUUAGCCAGAUAACAAUUUAUACUUUGAUUUCUUACUACUCGCUCUUUUAGAUCCUGCUUCUCUCCAUUUUAGGCUUUUUUCCUUUCUGAUUUUACAAGUUAAUUUAUAUGUGACAUAUUACUACACGAACAUAUGGAAGGCAGACGAAUUCGAAGGUUUAGCAGAUGGCAAAGAAGCAAUGAGACUCUAUUGCCUAUGCGCAUCAAUCGCCUAUCCAACACUAUCUCUUGUUGGUAUUGUGACUACAAGUCGUCAAUAUUGAACGAACCCCUGUUUCAUUUCGGACGAAGAUACUCAAGGUGCUUGAAAGCUUGGUUCUCAAUGGGUGUUGGUUUUAGUCUUGCCAUGUUGGCUGCAGUUACUAUGAUUCUUUUGUAUGAAAUCGGCCAGAUACUAUGUCUCUAUUACGGCAACAUCCAGAUGAGCUAUGUUAUGAGUGGAUAUCUGUUUGGGUUUUCUUCUAUGAUAUCAGGCUUGACCAUCUCACUGGCUGACAUUGGAUAUCUGUGCAUAUCUUCCAUCAUAUCAGUUUCAGUGCAUGAACUUGGCCACGCUCUAGCUGCUGCAAGUGAGGGCAUACAGAUGGAGUACAUCGCUGUAUUUCUGGCUGCUUUAUUUCCAGGCGCUCUAGUGGCAUUCAAUCACGAGUUAUUGCUGGCAUUAUCCAAAGUUUCUGCUCUUCGUAUAUACUGUGCUGGCGUUUGGCAUAAUGCAGCUCUUUGUGCUGUUUGUGCUUGGGCAUUGUUCGUUCAACCCUUGAUCUUGUAUCCAUUUUAUAUUCAUGACGAAGGCCCCAUGGUGCUGGAUGUGUCUCCAACAUCGCCAUUGUCUGGCUAUUUAUCUCCUGGUGAUGUCAUAAUAUCAUUGGAUGGCAUCCGCAUCAAUAAUCUUCAGGAGUGGUCGCAACUAUUAACUGAACACCAUCAAAACUCUCAGAAUCACAGCCUUCUUGGAAACUCUAUGCAAAGAAGUGUUGGUAAAGGAUACUGUGUUCCCUAUUCUUUGGUUGAAGAAAGCAAACAUAUUUCGUUGAAAGGCAAUGAAACUUCUUGUCCUGAUGAACUAAGUCCUUUUAUUACCAUUCCAUGCUUGGAUCAGGCCAUGCCUGAUGGUGAUAAUCUUGAGGUUAACCAUCAAAGGGAUGGAGGUGAACUCCGCUGCUUAUAUGCGACGGAUAUAUUAAACCUUGAGAAAUGUGGUGAUGGUUGGGACAGAAUUCAUAGCAACAGGAGCAGCUGCUUGUGUUCCAAGGACAAAGCAUGCUUUGUUCCACUUUUGUCGACCGGUGUGGCGUGGGUGGAGAUAACAUAUUCAAGUCCUUCUCCUAUGCAAUGCUCGCAACUUGGAACAAUGCAUGUGCUUGGUGAUGAUAACUCAAGGGAGAACCCCUGUGUUAAGACCUUUGUUUUUGUGGGUGAUGUAAUUUCAAUGAAGCAUUCAGUUCUCUUGACUUCAUAUCAACCUCGUUGGUCAGCUAAAUUUGGUGCACAUCUUCCAUACGUACUGGAAAAGUUUUUGAUGUUCACCUUUAAUGUCUCUUUGACCCUUGCACUUCUCAACAGCUUGCCGUUUUGUUGGGCAGGUUGCAACAGCUUGAUGAUUACAGAAUUGUGCUGAUUUGGGCCCAAAAGGAUAGAGAAUUAUUGAAUGAAAUGGGUCUUAUAAUGGGUUAUUUCUUAGAAAGAUUAACCAUAGUAAGAGCUUGGAAAACAUGAAAGUCAAGGCAUGUUUAAGACUGGAAAAACAGUUAUGAUUUUAUGGAAAGAUGAAAAGAAAACACUGUGGAUUAGGUUUCCGCAGGCAUCAUACCACAAGUUUAUGAUUAUUUCAACAAUGAAUGAAGGAAAAUUACUGAAUUAUCAUGUAAUAGGUUUACUUUAUGGAAUUGAAAGUAUUACAUACUAGGUAUUGAUGUUACCUAAUCGUACUCCAAAAGGGAUACCCUAAACAUAUAGGAAGCAAAUGCUAUUCCUGUUCCCAACGGCUUCUUACUAAACUUUAUUUAGACUCCACAGAUAGAACAUUUUUUCCCAGAAAAUCCUGUUUGCUACUGCGAUUAGCAACAAUACCAUGACGAAAUCAUGAAACAUCUAUUGGACGGCAUUGCAAUCUGAGGAUGUCAAAAACAAGACCAAAGAUGUUACUACUAUUAAGGUGGAAGCAUGAACGGAAUACCUUGGUGUGAUAGUUCAAGCGGGUUAAACAUUUGUAAAUGGUCGUGUUUGAAUCCAUUCUCUUACAUUAUUUUCUCUAUUUUAGGAAAACCUGGACUAAAUUCUUUCAAAAAUGAUCUCUAUUGGGAUAUGUGCCAGAGAUCUUUUCUCUCUCUUCUCUUCCUUUCCAAACUUCGGCAUAGUCCUUUCUCGAUGAAACUCCUAUAUUUGCCUAGUAAUGGAUCGGGGAAUCACUUCUAUUUCAAGCUAAAAAACAUUGAAUAAGUUAGCAUUAAUGAGGAAGCUGAAAGCUGGUUUGUCCUUACAGAGCGCAACAGAAGAUUUAUGAGCCAGAUUAAGAUUGAUGAAAGCAAUCUUCGAUGGGUAUGUGAAGCAUUGGUUCAAGCCUCACUACAGUCCGGUAAUAAAUGCAAGAGAUAAGGUAGGAAGAUACAAGCUUACACCUUCAGAGUGGUCCAGAAUUUUAAUAGCUGCAGAUGGUUCGUUAGAGUAGAAUGUAUCGUAGGGGAUAAUAAAUAUGCAAUUAUUAUCACAGAAGGUAGUUACAACAAAGAAUGUGGUGGACAUAGCAAGGAAGUACAAGGGUAUUUAGGGACAUAUAGACCCAAGAUCCAUCUUUACGCAGAUCAGUCCAGGCCUUAUAAGGAAACUGUAAGGAUUUCACAAUGGCCAACUAAGAUCAGUGCUGCAACAGGGCAAUGUCCAGAUCCACCAAAGGAAGAACAUGGAAAUGAACAUUCCCUUUCGAAAUGCCUCAUUGGCUAGUUCAAUGGUCAUUCAACUUCAGCCUGAUGCAGAGGUGAUUUAGAGGUGGUUCAUAGGCAGAUGGCAUGUCACAACUGGUCUUAAAGUCACCAAUCGGGCAUAAUCAGUUCCUUUUCGAACUCCCGUCCAGAAUGAAAACGUCAAAGCUGGUGAGUGGUUUUGGAAUGACAGAAGAUUGACUUUGCAAUGGUGGUCUCUUGUGAGUGGAAUAGAGAUGCUAGCAAUGAAGUCAGAUCACAGGUGGGUGAAGGCUGUUGGAAUCUCUAUCCAAGCAUGGACUUCAGACACAUUCAAGUUCGUCGGUUACAAGUGUAGUGGUCUCAUUGGAAUUGACGAAGACACCAAACAUAAGGUGCAUCUAUUCCAAGAUUGUAUCUGUGUGAAAAAUAGCAAGGGAGAAAUGCCGAGAAAGUUGGAUUUGAUUAAGGAGGAUUGGGGGUUUGAAAUUUCAUUAUUGGAGGACCAUCGCACCAGAGUCUAGCUGAUCAGAAAACCUAGCUUCGGCGAAGUAGAGAGGACGCCCGUAGAAGUAGGUACAUCGAGCCAUGCAUCGAGGAUAGCAGCUACACAUGUGGGAGAACACUUGGACAACUUUAGUCUAAAAAUUGGUGCAGGUGUUAAUCCAAAUGGUAAAGGGUUAGCAAAUUUAGAAGGUAAUGACUAAUGAGAGGAGAUGGCCUACUACAAGUGGUGUUAAAUAUUUAGGCUUGGAAAUAAAUAAAAUUAUAGAAAAGGCCCCAAAAAAGCCCAUUUGAAAGAGUUUAACUUAUUAAAAGAGAAGAUAAUUUGGAGGAUAGUUGGACACAAGCCCAACACAAAUGCAAAUCGAUUUAAUGCCUUAACCAUGUCUCUUGGAUCUGAAUACCCUUUGAUACCAAAGUCCUUCAUAGCCUCCUCGGCAAAACAGAGCUCGAAAAUUAGCCCCUCUGAUGCAGAUGAUAAAGCUAAUCCAUAACAGAGACUACUAGCCACUUAUCAUUCUCCCCUCGAUUAUGGAAUUAGUUCCAAUAAGCAACUCAGAUACGAAUUUCUCUUCCCACGCAGUCUGCAAAGCUCUUCCUUUGACAUGGUACGAGGGUGAUUCCAGUAUGCAGCUAAUAGACAAAUCUUCUCUUAUUACAACAACAAAAAAUUCAAUAUAUUCCCAUAAGUGGGGUCUGGGAAAGAUAAUGUGUAUGCAGACCUUACCCCUACCUCGCGAAGGUAGAGAGGCUGUUUCCAAUAUACCCUCGACUCGGGGGAUAAGUAGUACUAAAUAAUACCAACAGGGAAUACGGUAAGUGAAGCGAACUAAACCACAUGACGUAAUAAAGAUAUAAAAAUAUGAAGGAACACGAGUGCUACUAAAACUAUCAGUAAGGAAAAACUUUCAACUACCUACUAACCUUCUACCCUAAUUCUCUCCUCCACACCCUCCUAUCAAGGGUGAUGUCCUCAGUAAGCUGAAGCCGCGCCAUAAGCUGCCUAAUCACCACUCCCCAGUACUUCUUUGGCCUACCUCGACCUCUUCUCCAAUCCGCCAAGUCCAACCUCUCACACCUCCUAACAGGAGCAUCGACGCUUCCCCUAUUUACGUGCCCGAACUAUCUCAACCUCGACUCUCACAUCUUGUUCUCCACGGAGGCAACUACCACUUUUUCCUGAAUAGUUUCAUUCCUAUUCUUAUCUUGCCUGGUAUGCCCACUCAUCCCUCUCAACGUCUUUAUUUCUACUACUUUCAUCUUCUGUACAUGAGAGUUCUUGAUUGGCCAACACUCAGCCCCAUAUAGUAUAGUUGGUCAAACCACCCUUUUGUAAAAUUUACCCUUAAGUCUUGGUGGCACAUUCUUAUCACAUAAAACACCGGAUGCGAGCUUCUAUUUCAUCCAUCCCGCUCUAAUACAUUAUGCGACAUCCUCGUCAAUCUCCCUGUUACUUUGGAUAAUAGACCUGAUAUACUUGAAACUACCUCUCUUGGGGAUGACCUGAGUAUCAAGCUUCACAUCCACGUUUAUUUCAUGAGUCCCGUCACUGAAUUUGCACUUUAAGUAUUUUAUUUUAGUCCUGCUCAACUUGAAACCUUUAGACUUCAAGGUCUGUUUCCAAACCUUCAUCCUUGCGUUAAACUUGCAUCACGUCUCGUCGAUAUAGCAGGCACCAUGGCACCUUCCCUUAGAUGUGCCGCGCCAUAACGUCCAUCGCCAAGACAAAAAAAACUGGCUAAGAGCCGAUCCCUGGUGUAGCCCCAUCACAACUGGAAAGUGCUCCGAGCCCCCCUCCCAUAGUGGUCACCCGAGUCCUAACACCAUCAAAAAUAUCCUUAAUCAACCUAGUGUACGCUAUCGGAACGCCGCUAACCUCCGAAUACCUCCAUAGAACUUCCUUCGGAACUUUAUCAAACGUUUUUUCAAGGUCGAUGAACACUAUAUGUAAGUCCCUUUUCCUUUCCCUAUACUGCUCCACUAAUCUCCUCACUAGAUGAAUAGCUUCCAUAGUCGAACGCCCCGACAUGAAUCCGAACUGGUUUUCGGAAAUAGACACGCUCCUCCUCACCCUGUCUUCCACCACUAUCUCCUAAAUCUUCAUAGUGUGGCUAAACAACUUUAUACUCCUAUAGUUGUUAUAAUUUUGUAUAUCACCCUUGUUCUUGUAAAACGGAACCAUCGUGCUCCACCUCCAUUCUUCGGGUAUCCUUUUCGUCUUAAAAAUGAUAUUAAACAACCAGUAAGCCACUCCAAGCGUGCUCGGCCCGCGUUCUGCCAAAAUUUCACUAGGAUUUCGUCUGGCCCCGUUGUUCUGUCCCUGCUCAUCUUACGUAUCGCCCCUUCCACCUCCACUACCUUAAUACGCCUACAAUACCCAAAAUUCCGCCGACUCUCGGAGUGCUCCAACUCAUCCAGCAUAAUACUUCUGUCCCCCUCCUUGUUCAACAGUUUAUGGAAGUAUGUUUGUCAUCUUCGUCUAAUAUGUGCCUCGUCCAUCAAUUCUCUGCCGUCCUCGUCUUUGAUGCACUUCACUUAGUCCAAGUCACGAGCCUUCCUCUCCCUCAUCUUGGCCAACCGGUACAAGUUCUUGUCUCUGCCUUUUGCCCCCGAGUUCCUCAUAUAGACGCCCAAUGCCGCAUUAUUAGCCGCCGUAACCGCUAAUUUUACCUCUUUCUUUGCCUUCUUAUAACACCCCCGAUAUAUCCUUUUUUUCUCCUCGUCUGUACUCUUCACUAGCUUCAAAUAAGCUGCUUUCUUGACUUCUACUUUACAUUGGACCUCUCUAUUCCAUCACCAGUCCCCUUUGUGACCCCCAAAAUAGCCCUUCGUGACCCCUAAGACCUCUCUAGCAGCUUCCCUAAUGCAAUUCGUGGUCGUGGUCCACAAACUAGUCACGUCUCCCCUACUCCUCAACGCCCUCACAACUUGCAACCUCUCCCCCAACUCCUGAGCUUUGUUCUUAGUCAAAUUACCCCCCUUGAUCUUAGUUUGCCUGCACAACCCCCUCUUUCUCCUACUCUUGAUCACAGGUCCAUUACUAGGAGCCUAUGCUGGGUUGUGAGGUUCUCACUUGGGAUGACCUUGCAGUCGGUGCAUAGACCUUUAUCACAUUUCCUGCAAAGGAGGUAAUCAAUCUGGGUCUUGGCUACCGAACUCCGAAAGGUGACCAAGUGCUCCUCCCUUUUUGGAAAACUCGAGUUAGCUAUCACCAAAUCAAAAGCUCUAGCAAAAAUCCAACAGUAAGGUGCCCCCAUCGUUCCUAUCCCCAAAACCGAACCUGCCAUGCACAUAAUCAUAACCCCUAGCAUUAGCCCCAAUAUGACCAUUGAAAUCCCCGCAAAUGAAAACUUCUUGGUGUGCGGGAUAUUAUGCACCACCUCGUUAAAAUCAUUCCAAAAUUGCCUCUUGACCUCCUGGUCGAGGAGUGUAUGCGAUAAUCACAUUUACAGUAAACCCUCCAACUACGAGCUUAAUACUCAUCAACCUAUUAUUUACCCUCCUAACCUCGACCACGAGCCCCCUGAGGUCCCUGUCAACUAAAGUACCUUCCUCGUUCUUGCCCCCAACGCCUCCUAAGUAGCAAAGUUUAAACCCGUCUACAUCCCGAGCCUUCGUACCCACUCAUCGAGCCUCCUGGACGCAUGUUAGGUUGAUCUUCAUCUUCUGAAGAAUCUUACCUAACUCUAUAGACUUUCCCGUCAAGGUCCCCAUGUUCCAAGAUCCAACUCUCAGCCUAGAGGCUUCCUUAUCCCCCUUCCCACCCUUGCUCCCCGCCACUGGCCCCACCCGAGGACAUGAAAUUACUCUCCCAUCGUUCACCACGACCACUAUAGUCUAAGGGGUAUUGAGUAAUCACUAACACUAAAAUAGCAAAUAGCGAAAACAAAGAAUAUAAGCUAAGAAUUCGAAAGCUUAAGAACUCAAAUGUGCAACUACGAGUAUAGUAGAGCAAGCAAGCACUAGAGCAACAAAUCUACCUCGUUUAUAAUCUACAACUAUGCAAACAAAGAGUUGAAAAGGUAUAGACGAUAACUUAAAACUUAUAGACGGUGAUUGCAAAGACAAAAAAGCAAGCAAGUGUUGUCUACCUAGAGCAGUCAAUCCAACAACUGGUAGUCGGCGAGGCAACAAAAAAAGAUGUAUUAAACACAAUUAAUGAUUGCCAGGGAGGAAAUAAGAAAGAAACAAAAGUAAAGAUUAUGCACGCAAAUACGAAUGAGCGGAACAAAUAACAACAAGUCAAGAGGGAUAGAACCUAAUUGCAAGUACAGAAACACAAGCAAGUGAUGUCUACCUAGAGCAGUCAGUCCAACUACAGAUUGCUGGGGAGGCAACCAAAACUAAUAGAUGUAUACACAAUAAGAGAUUGCCGGUGAGGCAAACAGGAAAGAGAUGAACGCCAAUACAAUUCAAGAAAGAUGGAACCUGGAUUAUAGUCGGAGAUGUACGGAUGCGCUCCCUUAUGCACUGAAUGUUGUUGCCUACCGAACCUUGCAAUGGUGCUUAAGCCAGGCUAAAGUUGUCUCCUCUGUCAUGCUGAGAUAAAACAAGAACACGAGUCCAACAAAAUAAAAGGGGAUGGGGGUCGGACUGCCUAGGUCUCUGCUGAGAGCGACUGGUCCGAGAGAUAAAAAGGAGCAGGGGGAGAAAAGAGAAAAGAGAAAAGAGGAACAACAAGGGGGAAAGCGAGAGACGGGGACCGCCUGACAGUGGUCGCCGGCAGUUUAGGUUUUAUGGGCGGAAAAUGAGGCGCGGAGAGGUGUGAGAGAGACAGAAGAGAAAGAGAAAGGGCGGAGUGUAGAGGGGAUCUGCCUGGGAGCGCCAGCAACCAGCGACUAGGCCCAAAAAGGGGAUCGGGAAAGGGAUAAAAGAGGGGAGAGAGAGAGGGAAAGGAGAAAGAGAGGGCGGGAGAGAGGAGAGUGGAGGAACAAAGAAAAGGAGAAAACGAGAGGAGGAGACCUUUCCUGCGCCGGAGAUCGGUGUGACGCCGAAAAAACGACCGGCGGAGGCGACCGAUAGUGAUGACCGUUAGUGAGUGAGAUGAGAGAGAGAGAGAGAGAGAGACCGUUCACUCUUCCAAAUUAAAUCCACAGAUCUUCUCUUAUUGAGGCCUCGAAAUGGACUAAAAUCACUAUUGUGAAGCCAUGCAAGGCCUUUGGGGUUAAUGCGACCGUGUUUGAGCAUGAUCUCCGGGAUAUUAUUCUAAGAAUGGAGCAACAAAGACAAAUCCUAAUUCUGCAAGAAGAGUCGAAGCAAAAGUUUGGAAAGGAGAAGGAAAACAAAGGAUAAGGAACGAAAAAGGUCAGUUCGUGGAAUCAAUUAUGAUGAAAAAGGGAAACAUGUUAGUGGGAUUAGGGGUAGGCACUAUAACUCCUUUUCUGGAUGAAGCUAUUCAUUCUGAGUUGGAACGUGCGAGGGUUGAAUAAUGAUCUCUCAUUCAAAAGUGGAGGGUGGAUAUCUUGUGUCUGCAGGAGACUGAGAUAGAGGAUUGGUCUGGUAGAAUGAUUCAGCAACUUUGGGGUAGCAGGUGGGCGGCUUAGGUGGAAUUAAAAUCAUGUAGAACUAGGGUAGGGGUUGUAAUGAUUUGGCAUAAGAGGUAACAGAACAAAAUUGACAUAUUCAGGGUUCCUACUCCAUAUCAUAUAUGCUUGGGAGCAUUCAAGAGGAAUUCAGGUUGUGCUCCGCAGGUUUUUAUGGGCCUCACACUAAUCGAGAAAGGGAAGAGAUGUGGAAUGAACUUGUAGGGGUAAGGGGAGUAUGGUGAUGUCACUAGGUUUUGGGAGGUGACUUCAAUGUUUGCAGAUUUGCAAGUGUGGCUUAAUUGCAUCAGAAGAUCCACAGCGAUGAAAUCAUUCCCAGACAUUAUCCAGAAUCUUGAUGUUAUUUAUUUACCUCUUGAAGUGGCUCAUUACACCUGGUAGUCUGGUACAGAGGUGAUAACCGCAUACAGGCAUCCAGAAUUGAUAGGUUUAUCAUCUGCUCGUGGAAUGACCCAUUUAGAGUUGUGAGACAAACUGCCCUUCUAAAGGCAAUCUCGGAUCAUAGGCCAAUAUUAUUGGAGAGUGGGGAUCUGGAAGCAACUCCUUAUUUCAAGCAGUGUUUAGAAAAGCGAUCGUUUCGUCGCUUUAAGCGCGAAGCGACGCGACCCGACCCAGUGUCGCUUCUAGCUGCCUGAGGCGACUCGACCGAGGGAAGCGCACGCUUCAAUGGAGGAAGCGACGAAGCGAUGAAAGCGAUGAAGCGAUCGCUUUUGUUAAAAAAGCGCAGAGGGCCCUUUUUAAAAUAAAAAACUUUGGGUCUGUUUUUUUAUUAUACAAAACAGACCCUAAAUCGACAAAAACUGACCAUUUCUUCUUCUUUCUUCUUCGAUCGACGUCGACCAAAGCUAGGGUUCAACUUCAUCGACAUUGCUGACCAGUCCAGGUAGUUUUCUUCUUCUCCUUUCUUCUUCUCUUUUUUUUCUUUCUUCUUUCUUUCUUCUUCUUGUUCCCGUCCAGAUUCUGCUUUUUUUUUCUUUCUUUUUCCUUCUUUCUUCCUUCUUCUUCUUCGUUUAUCUCUGACAGUCCAGUUUGCACACUGUUGACUGUUCAGACUUCAGCGUCUUCUUCUUCUUCCUUUUAUCUCUAACCCGUCUAGAUUCUGUUUUUUUCCC
This is a messenger RNA of Nicotiana tabacum (common tobacco), 10124 nucleotides long. RefSeq names its product membrane-bound transcription factor site-2 protease homolog. Gene Ontology annotation, biological process: regulation of response to endoplasmic reticulum stress; membrane protein intracellular domain proteolysis. Lineage: Eukaryota; Viridiplantae; Streptophyta; Magnoliopsida; Solanales; Solanaceae. Gene Ontology annotation, molecular function: protein binding; metalloendopeptidase activity. The record is from RefSeq and is a predicted model, not a curated record. Gene Ontology annotation, cellular component: cytoplasm; membrane.